This is a messenger RNA of Helianthus annuus (common sunflower), 2803 nucleotides long. Its product is annotated as chaperone protein ClpB1. The record is from RefSeq and is a predicted model, not a curated record. The transcript has 4 exons. Lineage: Eukaryota; Viridiplantae; Streptophyta; Magnoliopsida; Asterales; Asteraceae. Gene Ontology annotation, biological process: cellular response to heat. Bases 1 to 2748 code for a protein of 915 amino acids. Gene Ontology annotation, cellular component: cytoplasm. Gene Ontology annotation, molecular function: ATP hydrolysis activity; ATP binding.
AUGAAUGCUUGCAAAAACACAUACCAGACAAAUGUGGCAUUGACUUCGGCCCUUACAGUUGGUAGGAACGCUGGCCAUGCGCAGAUCACACCACUGCAUAUCGCGUAUGCUUUGAUCACUCAGCCCAACGGUAUAUUCUGGCAAGCUAUUAGCAAUGCAGGUGGUGAAGAGGCAGCUAAUUCCGCUGAGCGGGUUAUCAAUCAAGCGUUGAAAAAACUACCUUCUCAAUCUCCUGCACCGGAUAAAAUCCCGGGAAACGCCUCUUAUUUCCAAGUAUUAAAUUAUGCCCAAAGUUUACAAAACGCUCACGGGGACACCCAUUUAGCUGUGGAUCAGUUGAUUCUAAGUCUUAUUGUAAAUUCCCAAGUCGGGAAUCUUUUAAACGAAGCUGGAGUUGAUGCAUUCCGGGUUAAGAGCGAGGUAGAAAAGUUUAGAGGUAAAGAAGGGGUGAAGGUGGAAAGUGCUUCCGGAGAUGCUUAUUUUCAAGCUCUUAAGACCUACGGUCGUGAUCUUGUGGAGCAAGCGGGAAAGUUUGAUCCGGUAAUCGGGCGAGACGACGAAAUCCGGAGAGUGAUUAGGAUUCUAUCGAGAAGAACGAAGAAUAACCCCGUUCUUAUCGGGGAGCCUGGUGUGGGAAAGACUGCGGUUGUUGAAGGAUUAGCACAGAGGAUUGUAAGACGUGAUGUCCCGAACAAUCUUAGCGAUGUACGGGUUGUAGCGUUGGAUAUGGGGGCAUUGGUUGCUGGAGCCACAUACAAAGGGGAGUUUGAGGGAAGGUUGAAAGCGGUUUUGAAAGAAGUUGAAGAAGCUGAAGGGAAGGUGAUAUUAUUCAUUGAUGAAAUUCAUACUGUUCUUGGAGCGGGUCGAACCAAUGGUUCAGCCAUGGAUGCUGCAAAUAUUAUGAAGCCCAUGCUUGCUAGGGGUCAACUUCGGUGCAUCGGUGCAACCACUUUGGAAGAGUAUAGGAAAUAUGUGGAGAAAGAUGCAGCCUUUGAGAGACGUUUUCAACAGGUUUUGGUGGCUGAACCGAGUGUUCCUGAUACGAUAAGUAUUCUUAGAGGGUUGAAAGAGAGAUAUGAAGGCCACCAUGGUGUUCGAAUUCUUGAUCGUGCUCUCGUAGUUGCAGCUCAACUGUCAAGCCGCUACAUAAAUGCACGUUUCUUGCCGGAUAAGGCUAUUGAUCUUGUGGAUGAAGCAUGUGCAAAUGUGAGGGUACAAUUAGACAGUCAGCCUGAAGAGAUCGAUAAUCUUGAAAGGAAACGGAUGCAGUUGGAGGUUGAGCUCCAUGCUUUAGAGAAGGAAACAGAUACAGCAAGCAAAGUUCGACUUGUUGACGUUAAAAAAGAACUUAAUGAUUUGAGAGAUAAACUUCAGCCAUUGAUGAUGAAAUAUAAAAAGGAAAAAGAACGCCUUAGUGAAAUUCGGCGGUUGAAACAGAAAAGGGAAGAACUUUUGGCGGCACUGCAAGAAGCGGUUACAAGAUACGAUUUAGCAACAAUUGCAGAAUUGAGAUAUGGAGCAAUUCAACAAGUGGAGACUGCUAUAGCAACAAUUGAAGGUACCGCAGACGAAAAUGUAAUGCUGACAGAGACGGUGGGACCCGACCAGAUUGCUGAGGUGGUGAGUAAGUGGACUGGUAUACCAGUGACGAGGCUCGGGACCAAUGAGAAGGAGAGGCUUAUUGGUCUAGCCGACCGGUUGCAUCAGCGAGUUGUAGGUCAAGAUCAAGCGGUUAAUGCUCUUGCCGAGGCGGUUUUAAGGUCUCGUGCUGGUUUGGGACGAUCCCAGCAGCCAACUGGCUCGUUCCUCUUCUUGGGUCCCACUGGAGUAGGGAAGACCGAGCUUGCUAAGGCACUUGCGGAGCAACUAUUUGAUGAUGAGAAAGUUAUGAUUAGGAUUGAUAUGUCUGAGUACAUGGAGCAAUACUCUGUGUCCCGACUAAUCGGUUCUCCACCUGGAUAUGUUGGUCAUGAAAAAGGUGGUCAACUCACAGAAGCCGUGAGGAGAAGACCUUCUAGUGUAGUAUUAUUUGAUGAAGUAGAGAAAGCUCAUCAAUCGGUUGUUAACAUUUUGCUUCAAAUAUUGGAUGAUGGAAGGUUGACAGACGGUCAAGGUCGCACCGUUGACUUAACCAACACAGUCAUCAUCAUGACUUCCAAUCUUGGAGCUGAAUUUCUGUUAAAGGGGGAGACCACAGUGGUCAAAUCUCAUGAAAUGGUGAUGCAGGCGGUGAAGAAAUACUUUAAACCCGAGCUGUUGAACCGGAUUGAUGAGAUUGUCGUUUUCGACCCACUUUCUCAUGACCAGUUACGGAAAGUUGCUAGACUUCAGUUGAAAGACGUGGCCGUUCGCCUUGUUGACAGGGGCGUUGCUUUGGGAGUUACAGAAGCAGCUUUAGAUGUCAUACUGAAUCAGAGUUAUGAUCCGGUAUACGGGGCGCGACCGAUCAGGAGAUGGCUGGAAAGGAAGGUCGUAACUGAGUUAUCGAAGAUGUUAAUUAGAGAAGAGAUUGAUGAAAACUCGACGGUGUAUAUAGAUGCAGGCAUGAAUGGUGAAGAACUGAGUUACAGGGUGGAGAGGAAUGGUGGACCGAUGAAUGCUGAAACAAGGCAGAAGUGUGAUAUACUGAUUCAAGUUCCUUGUGCGAAUGAUGAACAGGCUGCGAAGAGGAUAAAGAUUGAGGAGGUAGAUGAAAUAGACGAGUAUUUGAGAAUCACAGGCGAUCUGUAUGGAGCGUUUUGCAGUUAAGUUGCUUGAUUUACUAAUGUUUGAAUCAAUGAAUGGUAGUUGGUGAACCUUUCCU